ACUCGUGGUCUCUGGUCUGUGUCUCUUUGAUCCCUGUCUGUCUCACUGACUCUGGCCUGUCUCUCUGUGGUCUGUUACUCUGGUCUGUCUCACUGUGUAUGGGUUGUCUCUUUGAUCCCUGUCUGUCUCACUGUCUCUGGUCUGUCUCUCUGAUCCCUGUCUUACUCUCUGUGUCUCUCUGAUCCCUGUCUGUCUCACUGUCUCUGGUCUGUCUCUCUAGUCCCUGUCUGUCUCACUGACUCUGGUCUGUCUCUCUGUGGUCCCUGUUUGUUUCUUUGUAUCUGGUCUGUCUCUCCAGUGUCUGUCUCUCUGGUCCCUGUCUGUCUCUCUGUGGUCCCUGUUUGUUUCUUUGUAUCUGGUCUGUCUCUCUAGUGUCUGUAUUCCUGUGUCUCUGCUCUGUCGUCUGUCGCUCUGACCUGUCUGUCUCACUGUGGUCUGUUACUCUGGUCUGUCUCACUCUCUUUGGUCUGUCUGUCUGUCUCUCUGAUCCCCCCCCCCCCCUCCCCCGGGCCUCAGUCGGACCCUCUCUCAGGGGACACGGUCCCCCGGUGUCUCUCUCUCUCCGUCAUGUUUUGAACCAGUGUAAAUAGAAACCAGGCCGUUCACUCCGCCUCCUCCAGUCCGGCGGUGGGAGGGCAGACCUGCGGGGGAGCGGGGCUCGGUGACGGCAGCUGUGUUGUGGAAGGAGCCGCUGCUUGCGGAGCUCACUUCGUCGGAGAGUUUUAAAAAGGAGCUAGCUGUUAGCUGUUAGCCGCUAGCUCGUUAGCUUCGAGCUAAAACCAACCAGGGUCGUGAACGCGCCUGCUCGUCGCCGCAGUGAGCUCCUGUUCAGCGUCUGUCGGGGAUCAACAUGGUGACACUGACGUCCGUGGUCCGCCCGCUGGCCGCACAGCUCCACCGGCGGCUCCACGGGCAGCUGCACCGGCGGCUCCCCGCUCACACCGGGGGUCGCCACCGGAUCACGCCCGUCAGGAGCUGCAACCUCUCGGCGUGUUCCAGCAAAUAUGUCCUGUCUCAGAUGCACCCCAUGUGGCAGGGACCCCUCGCGAUACCAGGAGGCGAUCGCCAGUCUCCCAUCGACAUCACCGUACGGAAGAGCGUCUUGGACACCGAGCUGAAGCCUCUGAUCACCGAUUACGACCCAGACACCUGCCAGCAGAUCUGGAAUAACGGUUACUCCUUCCUGGUGGAGUACGAUGACACCACAGACAAGUCCACGCUGAAAGGGGGCCCCCUGAGAGACAAAUACAGGCUGUGUCAGUUCCACUUCCACUGGGGUGAGAGCAACGCCUGGGGCUCUGAGCACACCUUGGACAGGCAGCUGUUCCCCGCAGAGCUCCACUUGGUUCACUGGAACUCUGACAAGUACAGUCUGUUCGAGGAGGCAGUGAUGGAGGACAACGGACUGGCUGUGAUCGGAGUAUUUCUAAAGGUUGGAAAGAGACACGAGGGGCUGCAGAAGCUGGUCGACGCUCUGCCUGCGAUCAGACACAAAGACAGCAUCGUGGAGUUCAACAGGUUCAAUCCCGCGUGUCUGUUACCCGCCAACACUGACGACUACUGGACGUAUCACGGCUCCCUGACCACGCCCCCUCUGACCGAAUCUGUCAGCUGGAUUGUGAUGAAGCAGCACAUUGAAGUCAGCCACGAUCAGCUGGCCGUCUUCCGGAGCCUCCUGUUCACCUCGGCUGAGGAGCAAGUGCAGAAGAGUAUGGUGAACAACUUCCGUGUGCAGCAGCCUCUGCGUGGUCGCACCGUCCGCUCUUCCUUCAGUCCCUUCCUGCAGGGGGCGCCAUCAGCUGACGGCGACCAUCACUGCCACUGACAAUGCUGGACCCAGUGCACUCACACUCACAAAGAAACACACACACACACACACACACACACACACACACAGAAACACUAGCACACAGUUCUCUGUGAGCAAAACGAAAAAUGUCCUUCAUGAUCGUGUUGAGCAGAAAAGCUACUUUUAAAGUUUCACCGGGGAAACUUCAUUUAUAUUCUUCAUGCUGUUCAUUGUUUUAUUAUUACAAACAGUUUUACAUGGAGGGACGAGGGAAACGUCUGUUUUAUGGGUAGUUGAGAUUCAUAUUUAGGAGACUUAUCAGAUUUUGGUUCGACCGUUUCGAACCAAUACGGGAUGGUUACUGUGGGGAAAGUUUAUAGUUAUUAACAUGAGUCGUAUUUAUAAAACAUUUAUUAAGUUACUGUAUAUGAGUUUUUAUCUGCAGUUUAUGAACUGGAAGUAAAAAAAAAAGCAGCUGAAUCAGCUCUGACGUCCACGUGGAGAUGUUUUAUUUUUCUUCCGCGUCAGGACGAUAGAGCUGCCGUCACCAGAUUUGAACAGAUAAGUCAUAACUUAUUUCAUAUGAUCAGUUUCUGUUUUUUUACCAGAAAUAAGACUUUUAUUAACCUGUUUCGUUGGUUGCUGGGUUAAUCCUCAAUCGUACAUUAUCCAGAUGAACAGAAUGAAUGUUUUCCACGUCUGUUACAAAGAGAUUAUAUUGAAUUCAGUUCAUCUGACGCUGGUUUCUUACAGCAUGUUGCUUUCAAACAUCAAGUGGACGUUAAAAUCUCCACCGAGCCGUCGCUCCUCUUCCUACAACCUGUUCAAUAAGUUACUAAUAUGCACAAACAAGCCAGGUCACUGUAGCUCAUGUACUUUAAGACUUGUAAAAGCAAAAUAAGCAGUUCUCUUCUCUUUCUUACAGUAACACUCAGUAUCGGAGCCACUGUGCCUUAAACGUUCUCGGUGUGAUUCGCUGGUGUCGGUGUUAGAGCGCGAGCCGAGGCCACACGCGGCCCAGGAGGCUGUGGCUCGAGUGCACUGGUUGUUCACAGUCAAGUCCAGUUCAUAUCUGCAGAUCCCUGACCUUGAGCUGGAGACUCUCAGUUUCUAGAGGUGGUUCCUGGGGGGGAGGCUUCAGAGGCAGUUUGGUAAAGACGAGGCAUCGUUCAGGAAACUGUGGACACACCUUGGCUCAUGGUGUGUUCUGGUGAGGAGGUGUGCACAGCCUGAAGUGGAGCUUCUGGAGGAAACACCCCAGAAGCUCCACAUCCUCUACUUUGCCUCUUUCGAGAAGGCAACCCAUCACCGCACCUCAAGUGUCCCGGUCGAGACUCCGUGGACUUCGUGGAAGAAGCCGUGACUUGUUUCUCUGAAGUGAAUGAAAUCUGUGUUGGACUUGGCAGAGUUCCCAUAACACACCUCUGGGCUUCGGCCAAUCAGCUCCGCAACAGCAGAAAAACAGGAAACUGACGAUCGUCGACUUAUCCAAUCACGUUUAGUCGUUGAGAGGAAUCUGUUGUCUUCAUUAGUCCAGCUGUUGUUUUUUAAUUCUUUCCGUAUUCAACAUGAAUCAAAUUAACAAAAGUACAACCCAGGUUUUACUGACAUGGGUUGGGAUUAGGGUUUAAAGAGUUUAUAUUAUUAUUAGACUUUAACUGGUCUGAGCUGCUUUUUACUUUUUAGAAAUUUUUAAAUAAUAAACCGAGACGCACAAAGGGAUACCCCCCCAGAACGAUGGUUGAACAAACACUGCAUAUUCAUACUGGGGAGACAGAAUGGGACCAGCGGUUCCCAGCAGCCUUGUGUGCGUCAGCUGUCGUCAUGACCAUGCUUCUACCUGCUUCUGAGGUUCCAGCCUCUGGACGAGUUCUCGAUGAGACUUGUUCAGAACUUUGGAAGCUGUGAGACGCAGAGAAUCCAAAACAAGCUUCCAUUGUCUGACCAGUCCAGUCUCAUGCAAACCAGUAGAGGUGCUCUGGGGGAUUCUCACUAUGCAGCAGGAUUAGAAAGAUGAAGGUGAGAGUUCACAGUUGUCCCCCCCGUUCACCCCCCCCUUGCACGGAUGCUCACAUCAGGGCAUGUGCUCCCCAGUAGGGCCUCCACCCCCCCCCCCCCCAGCUGAGGCCCGGUGCUGAAUAGACCAACUGGACAUGUAUAGAGAGGAUUUGAUGGUGUGAGAGUGCUGGGGCCCGCGCUGGGGGCCGGUUGUAAAGAUUUCUGAAGUGCAGAAAAGAUUGUAGUGGAUUGUAGUUUGUGUGUGACACUCUGAGGAAUGUUGUGUGGUAGCUUUGUUUCUUUUCUUCUCACAUUGUUGCAAUACUGAAUCUGUGUCCAGUGUCGUACUAACAUGGAGAUAAGGGACCCAGUUCUGCGUUUAUCUUGUGCAGCUGUGUUUUACCGAUGUAUUUGAAUCAUGCACCACGAGCUGCCGUCAUGUUUCAUGGCAUUUUACUUCUUCUUUUAACUCUUGAGUGCAAUCAGUGCCGAUGUGUUCUCGUACAGAUGUGCAGUCUGUAGGACACGUUUUGUCUAAAUGGCCUUUUUCUUUAAAGAAAUCAUUUUCCUUUGACCGUUCAGUUUCUUCUCCAGCCUUAUAUCAUAUUAUCUUAUCACUGUCCGCCUUGCUCCACAUGUGCCGGGUGUCAGAACGCUGCCGUGUCGUGUUUCCUCCGUGAUGUUUUACACUCGAGUCGUUCCCCCCCCGCCUCCUGCAGCUCCCUUUGCUGUGUGAGCAGGUGUGUGCUUUGUGUACUUUAUGUUAUGCAGAACAUGUGUAAGGUGUUUAUUUGUUUAGUGGGCGGCAACAUUCCUGCCCUGCAGCGCUCUGGACGGCCCCUCUCCCCUCCCAGCAUGCUUUGCUGCACCUGGAUGGCUCUUUAAGGCCCUUUGUCCAGCUGUGCAACCAGGAAGUGUUUUGCUUUCCCAGAGACCCUUGCACCUUGAGGUGGGGGUGAGGGAACCGCCCUGUUGUGUCACAUGAUAAACAUGUAAGGAAUAACUGACAUUUGUAGAUGUAUAAGAAUAAAGUCAUGAUGGUAAAAGGAAA
Platichthys flesus (European flounder) is the source of this 4838-nucleotide messenger RNA. RefSeq names its product carbonic anhydrase Va (gene ca5a). Bases 851 to 1825 code for a protein of 324 amino acids. Gene Ontology annotation, molecular function: zinc ion binding; carbonate dehydratase activity. Lineage: Eukaryota; Metazoa; Chordata; Actinopteri; Pleuronectiformes; Pleuronectidae. The transcript has 7 exons. Gene Ontology annotation, cellular component: mitochondrion; cytoplasm. The record is from RefSeq and is a predicted model, not a curated record.